This is a messenger RNA of Cydia splendana, 2296 nucleotides long. RefSeq names its product protein HBS1 (gene HBS1). Gene Ontology annotation, biological process: translation. NCBI's taxonomy places the organism in Eukaryota, Metazoa, Arthropoda, Insecta, Lepidoptera, Tortricidae. The coding region runs from base 219 to 2243 and encodes 674 amino acids. The transcript has 2 exons. The record is from RefSeq and is a predicted model, not a curated record. Gene Ontology annotation, molecular function: GTPase activity; GTP binding.
UGAAUGAGUAUUGUCCAAAGUGUCAAAGAACUAAGAAGAUUGCACGCAUUGUGUUGUAGUGUAAAUGUGGUCACAAUUUGCAAUAUCAAGAAAUAUCACAAGAUGUUUCCGACUACAUAAGCUUCUUUACCUAAAUUAAUAUCUCCGGAAACGAAAGGAGUGAAAUUUAAGAACAUGUGGUGUCGUUAACAUAAAUAUUACACACUUAAAAAAAUACAAUGGCGCGCCAUAGAAACUUCAGAAAUAGGAGUUAUUCAUACGACUAUGACGACGACGAAUUUUACGGUCAUUCAGUGGAGGAAGACAGCUGUUUGUCGCCGAAUGAUUCUGCUCAGUUCUUGUAUGAUCGCUCCCGGAAUCAGCAAGCUAUAUCUCACUUUCUAGACAGUCAUGCCAACAUUGAGGAGGAAACCGAAGGCGAGGCAGAGCCCUCGCGGCCGUCGCUCGAGCGCCGCGAGUCACUUGAUAUUCGCUCUUUAAAUCUCACUGAGCUUGAUGAAGCCAAACUCAUGUCAUGCUUAGACGAGCUGCGAAAUGUGUUAGCUGAUACAGUACCGGAAAACAUUCUCAUGGAAGCUGCAUUAAAACACAAUUUUGAUUGCAGCAUAGCUCUUGAUAGUAUUUUAAAUGCUAAAAAGAAUGAGCCAGCACCCAAAAUAAAGGAUACUCCAAAACCAGUAAUUACUGUCAAUAUUCCCAAGGCUGUUGUCAUUUCCACAACAGAUGCACCAAAAGUUAUUACCACAAAUCUGGAGCCUAAAUCUUCAAGUGCUAUAAAGGGGUUUAAAGUAGAACAAGAGAAAACUACAAGCCAGCCUCAAACUCCUAGAGAUCAAUCUCCUGCAGGAGAGAGGACUCUGAAGAGUGAUGUGCCUGAUGAAAAUAAAAGCCUAGGAAAAUUUAAAGAAAACAAAAUUGAUCCUAAUGUCUUGUAUACAAAUGAAAGAGGUGCUGAUAAAGAUCAUCUGUAUAUCGUAGUAAUUGGUCAUGUUGAUGCUGGAAAAUCAACUCUCAUGGGACGCUUACUCUGUGAUCUGGGUGAAGUAAGUCAGAGAACCUUACACAAAUAUGAACAAGAGAGUAAAAAGAUAGGGAAGCAAAGUUUCAUGUAUGCUUGGGUGCUUGAUGAAACUGGUGAAGAGAGAAAUAGAGGCAUCACAAUGGAUGUCGGCCGAGCACAAUUUGAAACUAAAACUAAAAGAAUUGUGAUUCUGGAUGCUCCAGGCCAUGCUGAUUUCAUCCCUAACAUGAUUACUGGUGCGGGGCAAGCUGAUGUCGCCAUGUUAGUUGUUGAUGCAACUCGGGGUGAGUUUGAAUCUGGGUUUGACCUUGGGGGCCAAACUCGUGAGCAUGCCUUACUUGUAAGAUCCCUUGGAGUCAGUCAGCUUGCUGUUGCUGUUAAUAAACUUGACACUACUAAUUGGUCACAGGAGAGGUUCGAUGAGAUUUCAAAGAAGCUUAAAGCAUUUCUGAAACAGGCUGGAUUUAAGGAUUCCGAUGUCACCUACGUUCCAUGCUCAGGACUUACAGGUGAAAACUUGAUUCAACCAUCAACUGAACCUGAGCUGCUUAAAUGGUAUAAAGGACCUUGUCUCCUAGAUGUAAUUGACAAAUUUAAUGUCCCAGAGAGGCCUGUGUCGAAACCUCUGCGCAUGUCCAUCAAUGAUAUAUUUAAAGGGACCGGUUCAGGUUUUUGUGUAGCUGGACGGAUUGAAAAUGGUAUACUCAAUAAGGGUGAUAAGGUGAUGAUAUGUCCAACAAAAGAAGUUGCAGAAGUGAAGAGUUUGGCCAUCAAUGAUCUACCAAAUAAUGUAGCUUUUGCUGGUGACCAAGUUAGUGUUACAUUAUCUGGGAUAGAUAUCCAAAAUGUUGCAGUUGGAUAUAUAUUGAGUGAUCCGAUCCAGCAGGUUCCGAUUGCCACCCGUUUUGAGGCCAGACUUGUAGUUUUCAAUGUAAAAGCUCCAAUUACUAAGGGAUAUCCGGUGCUUUUACACCAUCAGUCUUUAGUAGAGUCUGCACAUAUUGUAAAACUGAAGGCUCUUUUGAAUAAAAGUACGGGAGAAGUGAUAAAGAGGAAGCCGCGUUGUUUGGGGAAUAACUCAGUAGCAAUAGUUGACAUAGAAGUCAGCAAACCCAUUAGCAUAGAGCGCUAUAAAGACGUGAAGGAGCUAGGCCGAGUGAUGCUGCGCGUCGCGGGCGUCACUGUGGCUGCGGGCCUUGUUACUGAUGUAUUUAAUAUAUAAAAGUUAUGGACCGUCAAAUGGGGUGACUUUAAGUAAGAAUGGGCCUACAAGCG